AUCUGGAAGGCCAGUCACGCUGUGGGGUUCAAAGAGGUCUGGCUAGCCAUGAGCUAUGCUGCUGCUAUAAACAACCUCGGUGUCCCAAAUUGAAUAACCAGAGAGAACACUUGGGAGCUCUGGGCGUUCGUGUUCUUUAGUAGUAGAAACAAUUGCUUUUAAGAGGCUUUGAACUUCUGUUUUAUAAGACUUGUUUCCAAUGGUUCAGCAAACCGUAUUAUAAAGAAGUAAGCAUGACCGAAGUGCUCUCUAGACAACCUAGCUGCAUUUAAUGAAAACCGAUGUGUUUUGAUGAUUGUACCUUCACCAGUGCCUCCAAGAGAAGCUUAAUGUCAACAGUAUGGGGCAUCAGGUGAUAAUAUUUGACUUUUCUGUCGUAAGAGGACUGUGGGAAACUCGAGUUAAGAAGCACAAAGAACGUCAGAGGAAAGAGAAAGAAAGAUUAGAAAAAAGCUCGUUGGAGAAGAUAAAGCAGGAAUGGCAUUUCAUACUAGAGUGCCGGAAGAAAGGUAUUCCUCAGUCAAAAUAUCUCAAGAAAGGCUUUGUAGAUAUCAAUGAGAAGAUCUUGGACACUUAUGGAAAGACUCCUCAGCUCCAGAAGAGGCAUGCUUUGUCAGAUGAAGCAAAUAAGGAAAAAAACAAGUUUAUUUUUCAGCUUUCUGGCGAGCAGUGGAUGGAAUUCCCAGAUUCUCUGAAAGAACAGACCUAUCUGAAAGAAUGGCAAGUGUCCAAUACAUUGAUACAAACCAUUCCAGCUUACAUUGCAUUAUUUCAAGAUCUGAGAGUACUGGAGCUGUCAAAAAAUCAAAUCAGCCAUCUCCCAGUGGAAAUUGGCUGCUUAAAAAACCUCAGAGUACUCAAUGUGAGUUUCAAUAAUUUGAAGUCAGUCCCUCCAGAAUUGGGUGAUUGUGAGAAUCUGGAAAAGCUGGAUUUGUCUGGAAAUAUGGAAAUAACAGAGCUCCCAUUUGAACUAAGUAACCUGAAACAAGUCACGGUUGUGGACCUGUCAGCAAACAAGUUCCAUUCUAUUCCAAUUUGUGUACUCCGGAUGUCUAAUUUGCAGUGGUUGGAUAUUAGCAGCAACAACCUGAAAGAUCUCCCAGAAGACAUAGACAGGUUAGAUCAACUGCAGACACUUCUCCUACAGAAAAACAAGUUGACUUAUCUUCCACGAGCUCUGGUCAAUAUGACAAAGCUCAGUUUGCUAGUUGUCAGUGGCGAUGACCUGGUUGAGAUACCCACAGCUGUCUGUGAGUCAACCACAGGUUUAAAAUUCAUAAGUCUCAAGGACAGCCCAGCUGAAACUAUUGUAUGUGAGGACACCGAAGAAAUUAUAGAAAGUGAACGUGAACGGGAGCAAUUUGAGAAAGAGUUUAUGAAAGCAUACAUUGAAGACCUAAAGGAAAGGGAUUCUGCUCCAUCCUAUACUAAAAAGGUCUUGCUCAGUCUACAGCUCUGAAGAUCAAAAAUCUCUAAAUCACUAGUGAAUAUCAGAAUACCUCCAUUUUUAUCCACCUGAAUAGAAAACACUGGAAAACAUACAUGGCCAGAAGCACUUCAAAAUCAUCAUGAAAGUUGCUCCCAGUAAACACAGUUUAAAAAAACAAAAGCGCAGCAGAACCUUCAUAACAUGCUGUUUCACCUUUUAAAUCAACAUAUUUAUUUUCCAGUCCACAGUAAGAGCCAUUAAUUUACAUACAGACCUGCUGAAAGUAAAUAUUCACUGUAAUGAUGGAUACACGGGGACAGAUGCCCUCAGGAUGAAGACACUGUACAUUGUAUUUGAAACAGUGGAACAUAAGUCAUAAUAUUAAAAAGAUAUUUGAUUUUAUAAAAGGGGAUAAUAUAGAAAUUAAAUAAUGUAGAAAAUGAAUACAAUCUCUUGUAUUCUCAAGACCAAAUCACACAUUUCAUUUUUUACAAUAUUUGAAGUGCAAACACCUAAUAGAUAUUUGUUUGCACUUAUUUUUCUGUUCUUCAAGGAAAUUCUCCUCUUCAAUAUUUUCAGUCUAGACAAGUUUCAACGAUUUUAUAUAUAUAAACUGUAGCAAUUCUGCUGCUUUUUUGAAGCAUAUUAUAAGCUUUUCCCUUUUUGCAAACUCAAGUGCCAAUAUGACUGAAACUUCUGUGCUAAGCAGCCUAAUAAUACAGCAGUGUAUUAAGCAAAACUUUAAGGACUAAGCAGUAUGAACAAAUAAUAUUAGCAAAAUUGUGACAAACAUCUUCUACUAAUUGUUUCAGAUUACAGGAUUUUGCGAACAUUUAUUGGGAUUUACCAAGUUGUAUAAGAAUGAGUUUGCUGGAUAAAAGGUUUUGUUGCUUGCUAUUUAAUAAUCCGUUGUUAUAACUAUGUAAGUGUAUAUACUGUAGAAUUUCAGAAAGCUAGCUUUACUUUUGUUUGUUUGUUUGUUUAAUAAAUCAGUACUUUUUAUUCUAAAAAGACUGAGAUUUUGACAAUUUAGGCUCAAAUUAGACAACUUAAAUAGUUAUAAACUUAUGACUGUACUUAGGGGAAACAAUAUUUACAUCUUGCUUUUUUAUUAUAGAUGAGCUAUGUCCAAUUUUGUGCAGCAGAGUGCCACUUAUGUCUGUCAGAUUUAAAAACAAAGCAACAAAGGAUGUGGUCCUUAAAACUCCAUAUAAAAACACUGCAUUUGAUGUUUUCUUUCCUUUUUGCCCUUAAUUUGUCUGAAAGAAAAGAAUUUGUGUAUUAUUUAUGCCAGGGACAAACUCCUGCAGUUACAUGACUGUCCAAAAUGAAAUCCUCUAGAGUUGGUUUCUAGCUGUUAACGCUGCUUUUAAAAAAGUCUUGGAACAAAGAGAAUGUUUCAAAAAAUUGCAAGAAAAAUUGACAUUGUUCUGAAACAGAAUAAUGAAAGAUCUGAUUUUUUUUUUUAUUAUGAAGAUGUUAAAACAUGAUUAAAUCUUGACAGCCAAAGUGGGCUUAAAAAAAUCAGUGUAUCUGAAACUGCCCUAUCAAGCUUACACUUAGUGAAAUCAUAAAUUUGGUUGAUUAGGUAUUUAUUAAUAUUGAAGUAAUAAACUUCUGUGAUACAUCUGAAUUGGCAUUCCUUGAAAUUCUAUUACUGGAGUUGUAUUACAGUCUAGUAGGACCCACUGAAAAUCAUACGAAUGGAAAUCACAACUGCUGUAUUUACAGAAUGGAGAUGUCCACUAUGGGAGUUGUAACUUUAAGAAAAACUAGCAGUGUAAAUAUAAUUAAUAAACAAUAGCUCCCAGUGCAAAUUCUAGCUUCAGAAUUGUUGGAUAUAUAAACAGAAGGUGCUUAAGUAGACAAGUUGUAUCAGUACUUGUGCUCUUAAUCUUACUUGAAAGAUUUCUGCACUUCACAGAUAAGAGUGAUGAAGAUAAAAUGGGAAACAUUCAGAAGAACACCAGUAGCAUAAAUACAAAACCUGUUAUUUUUAAGUUCAUUGAAAGGUGAACAAGUCCAUUUGCUUGUCAGUGUUUAUCAAUAAAAAUUCAUAGUAUAAA
Messenger RNA from Columba livia (rock pigeon), 3495 nucleotides. It is a transcript of the gene LRRC2, whose product is annotated as leucine rich repeat containing 2. Gene Ontology annotation, molecular function: protein binding. NCBI's taxonomy places the organism in Eukaryota, Metazoa, Chordata, Aves, Columbiformes, Columbidae. The record is from RefSeq and is a predicted model, not a curated record. Bases 341 to 1459 code for a protein of 372 amino acids. The transcript has 10 exons.